This is a messenger RNA of Oikopleura dioica, 2736 nucleotides long. The record is from the annotation of a GenBank genome assembly. NCBI's taxonomy places the organism in Eukaryota, Metazoa, Chordata, Appendicularia, Copelata, Oikopleuridae.
AUGAAGCUAGGGAUACAGUUGCCACUGCUUAUCGCUGCCGUAAAAUCGCAGUUUACGGUUACAAUCAAAUUAUGUACAGACAGAGAUCGCUCGCCCAAAAUCGUGAAUCAGGCUUGGGCUCCUUCCGGAAGUUUGACAAUGCAAAUCGGAUCCAACCCCUCCUUUCCGCUCAAUUUGCCCUACAAUCAGAAGAAACACGAAGAAGAUAUGACCGAAGAAUACGAAGGAGACAUUGACAGUGCUUCGACGGUUUCCUUCCUGUAUACAAAGAAAGACAUCUUGUGCAUCGAGAAACUAGAGCUGAGAUCAUUAAAAUCCGGCGCUCAAUUCAACAUCAUUCAAGACUACGAUCCCUACGCUUGGGACCCAACAUCUGGCGAUCAGUCUUGGACAUCUCUUACAGGCAAAAAGAUUUCAUACUGGGCAGAUGACUGCAUGCCGGACAGUCGAUUUCUCACCAAAACUGCACCCUUCGCCCAAAGUUGCCACGACUCGGUGACUUUUGACAUCGUUGCGAAAAACGAGUGCGCUGAUGGCACGCAUGGAUGUGAUCCAAUCGCGCAAUGUGUUGAUACUCAAUUUUCAUACGAAUGUGUUUGCCCACAAGGAUUCAUCGGAAACGGGCUCAAACCUAUUGCUGCUUUCGCGAGAACUGUUCCUCGAGGUUGCGUGCCUGAUGGACGAGCAGCUACUGAAACAUCAACAACGACGACGACGACGACGACGACGACAACAACUACGACAACUACAACGACAACUACGACAACGUCUACAACAACAACAACGACGACGACCACGACCACGACCACGACGACGACCACUACGACGAAAAAGGCAGCGGAGCUAAACUCCUACUGCUCAAGAGAGGAUGAGAAGGAAAAGCCUGACUGGCUAAUGCCUUGGCCUCGUCGAUCAGGAUGUCAGUACCCUACUUGCGACGCCACAAUUACGAUUGUAGAUUCCUGGUCAAGAAAGAGAGCGAAUCGAAGAGGUGGCCUGCAUCACGGAUUUGCCGCAAUCAUCAAAGUCCCUCCUCAUCACUACGACGGCGAUGGAUUUUCGAUUCUUCUUCGUUUACCGAAAGAUAUGGAGCGAGGAAGCUUUCAAGUGUGGAACAUGAAUUUCUGGAAUUUCUACGAGGGCCCCAACGGGGAAUUUGACGUGUUGCUCCACUCAAAAUGGUGGAAUAACAAAAAUGACAGAACCGAUCCCCACUCAUUCCUCAUUGUUGCUGAGCGAUUGUCAAGUCCUGAAUUCCCCUCGAUUCUCUUCUGGAACAACCGGCAGAAACGGCACCAUUGCUUCCAGUCAAAUAUGAUGAGAGGUGGACGAUUCAAAGAUGGAGAGGAUCCAAUUCAGACAAUCGUCCAAUCUUCCAACAGAGAUGACAGAACAACCGAUGACAUCGUCAAGAUUGUCAUCAAUAGAGGAUCAAUUCAGCGAAUCAAUUUUUCGUCUGCUGCAGUUGACUACAAGAGAUACGCCGAUCAGCGGGACCUUUCUUAUUCGGAUAUUGUUCCUAGAUGGGAGAAUCCAAACGAAUACACUCCAACUGGGUCAGAGCUUUUGGUUCCAUAUCGUUUUGCCGCUGACAACUUUCCCUCCGACGACAUAAAUUUCAUCAAAUCCGCGCUGGAUGCUCUAACCUCUCAAAUAAACGGAUGCAUCACUCUAUACGACGAUACAGAUACGGCUCUUUAUCCGCAUUAUAUAAACGUGAAGAGGUUCGAUGAGAAUUUCAUCGUCGACCAAGGCUGUUGGUCAUACAUUGGCCACGUCUUUUGGAACGGGCAAAAUUUGAAUCUGGGCCCGAAUUGCAUGAGCGUCGGUACUAUCCAGCACGAGUUUCUUCACGCCCUUGGUUUUUCCCACGAGCAGACGCGUGCCGACCGAGAUGAUCACAUCAAGGUCUAUUUUGACAAUAUCAAACCUGAUUUUGCGAAUAACUACGCGAAAAUCCCGACAGAAGAAUGGGAAGAUGUCAGUUCUCCUUACGAUUUUACCUCGGUAAUGCACUACGGCUCUGAUUUCUUCAUUACAGAUGAAGCAUGGGCUGCUGGCAAUUACACCAUGACAUAUUUGAAUGGUGAACCAAUCUGGCCACAGCGAAACGGAGCUACAAGCAUUGAUAUUCACCAGCUUACAUACGCGUACGACGGUUUCUGUGCUGGCCAAGUUGAGUUUGAGACGUGUGAUAAUGGUGAUCCACUGUUACCUGCAAGACUCUGUGAUGGAAACUCAGACUGCGCUGAUGGCUCCGAUGAGGGAGACGAAUGCUUAGUAGAGUGGGGCUGUUGCGAAUCAUUUGAUCUUGAUGGCUUUGGGCAGGUCUUUUCGAGUCCUGGAUGGACUCUCGUUGGCGUUGAAAAGGAAAAUAAUCGGCCGUACUAUACUGACGGUUCAAAAACCCUACUUUACGGUGGCUACGUCGGUGGAAACCAUAACUGCGGCAGUGCUACGCCGAGUUAUUACUGGGCUAUUGUUGGCAAAGUUUGGGAUGCAGGAGUCAAUCCUGGCUGUACUGAAUUCAAUGAUGCCCUUCUUGGCCAAGACAUCGGUGUUUUUGCAACUGAAUUGGUGGAAGACCCGACGGUUGCUUCAUGUAUGGCUUCGACAGCAACAAUUUCUAACUGCGUCCCAGAAAGCCAAGAUGAGAACAACGCUCGUUUUGCGGAACCUGACGAGAGAGAGAUGCUUGGUAACGACCCUGAGUCAGCUGAAACCAGUCAAGAUUGA